GUAUCAAUGACGUUUUAAUUUUUUAACUUAUAAUUUCCGACAUUCCAUUCUUGAUCGUUGCUGACAAUAAAGAUCUAAGAAAAUGAGUCAGCAAAUAAAGUUUAUUAUCCAGGAACUGAAUAAAGAACCGUUUAAUAAGAAGUUUAACUUAAUCAGUUUUGAUUCAUUGCGAACCGAUAAUCUUUUACAGAUUCUGAAUGAUGUAUUUUCGGAAGUGGAUCAAAAGAUGAAAGUGGACAUUAGAGCAGAAGAUCCAGAGCAGAUGGUUCUUAAGAGCCUAAAUUUCUUAAGAUUAUUAAAAUAUAAACCACCAGAAACAAUGGAAAUGAGUGAUUUCAGGCAAGGUUUAGUAACUGGAGAAAAAUCAGUCAUAUAUCAUAUACUGGAAUGGAUUCUUCAUCGAAUGCCUGAACUUAAAAAACGAGCCUAUUUAGCUCAAUUUCUUGUAAAAGUUGAACUGCCACCUGAUAUCGAAGGAGAUGCUGACAUACAAGAAUUAUAUGAACAGUAUGAAAGCAUUAUUGAAGAAUUCAAAGAAGUUCAUAAACAAUAUGAAGCUCUGAAAUCAAGUAGUUUUUCUACCCAAGAAAUUCGAAAAGACUUGGAACAUAUGGAAGAAGAAAGAGACCAAUUAAUUAAAAAGAUUGACAGGCUUAAAAUGAAGGUUGAAUCUCAUCCAAAUGUAGAAUCCAUGCUAUCUGUUGCUAAAAGUCUGAGGGAAGAAAGAGACUUAGCCGAGAAUCUUAGAAGGCAAAAAAUAGAACAAAAAAAUGCUCUUACCCAUGCUGAGCAAAAAAUUCAAAGACUUAAUCAACAAUUGAAGGAACUAAAAAUGUCAAGCCUUGAAGCAACUCCUGACACUCUUGUUCAAAAGCUUGAGGAAAGCAUAAAAGUUAACUCUUAUUUGGUGAAAGAAAAAUUACCUAAAGAAAUAAUGUCUCAUAAAAAGUACAUUGCUGAUUUACAAAAAAUAGUAUCUCAACCAGCCUUAAGUCGUUCUGAUUUGGAAGAAAUAAACAGCAAGAUUCAAGAAGUGAAUAAUGAAAUUCAAGAUUUUAUAGAGAAUCGCUUAAAAAAUAACAAUCCUAUUGAUGAUAAGCUAACACUUUUUCGACAGCAGGUGUCCAUCUUAUCUCACAAAAAGGAACGAGCAGCAGAAGAAUUAAACUCAGCAAGAGCACAUUUAGCUGAAUUGCAAGCACAGGUUUCAACCAAAAAAUCAGACAGUAAAGGGAUUGAAGGAGAAUUUUUGAAAGGAGAUGAGUUUAAGAGAUACGUCAACAAGCUUCGAGGAAAGAGUAACAUUUAUAAGAAGAAACGACAAGAGCUAGCAGAAUUAAAAACUGAAUGUGGAAUAUUGUCUAGAACAGUUGAUAUUCUACAACAAAAAGAAUCAGCCCUAACUAAAACUUUAGCUCAACUUGAAAUGCAAAAGGGUGUUAGUGGUUUUCAUAAUGCCCAGGAUGAAUUGGAAAAAGUGUCUUCCCUCAAAGCAGAGUUAGAUGAAAAAAAGGGACAAACUCUUGAAGAAAUGUCAGUCAUGGUCCAGAAACUAAAUAUGAAAAUUGCUGAGAAGAAGGCACGUUUAGCACCAGUCAUUAAAGAGUUAAGACCACUUCGACAGCAAUGCCAGGAUAUGUCUUUUGAAUAUGAGCAGAAAAAACAGGCAUAUGAUUCUUGCGCUUUAGGCUUGGAAAGCAAUAUUUCAAAAAUUGAACAGGAAGUGAAUACAUACAAAGAAGAAAUAGCUGAAGCUGAGCACCGUUAUCAUACAUUAAAUGUUGAGCUCCACAUGCUUGAAAUUCAGAAUGAAAGAGUAUCAGAAGAAAUCAAAUCCUAUGUAUCCAGCGACGCAGCAGACAAGAAAAAAUCGAUCAGGGAACAAUACAACAAAAACAUUCAAGAGCAAGAAGCAAAAACUAAAAUAUAUCGAGAUGAACAAAAGGAAGUUAAGGAAAAUCAAGCUUUUAAUGAAAAGCAAAUGAUUAUGUGGAGCAAUCUACAGAAAUUACUUGAGUGCAAGAAAAAAUGUCAUGAGCAAGAAAAGAAUGCACAUCGAUCAAUUAGUUCUGGCACAACAGAUCGAUUAGUAUUAUGAAUUUGAAGUUAAACAAAAUAUAACCCUACUGAUUUAUUGUUAUAUUUUAAUACAAAGAAACAGCAUAACACUUUUCUUUUUUUCUUAUGAGUUAUGCACUACAUGCUGUUUUGUAAUUAGUUAGAUAUUAUACUUUGCAUAGAAAUUAUAUAUUAAAAAAAAAUACUAUAUAGAAUAAAUAUUU
Uloborus diversus is the source of this 2282-nucleotide messenger RNA. RefSeq names its product intraflagellar transport protein 81 homolog. NCBI's taxonomy places the organism in Eukaryota, Metazoa, Arthropoda, Arachnida, Araneae, Uloboridae. Gene Ontology annotation, cellular component: cilium; intraciliary transport particle B; centrosome. The transcript is spliced from 14 exons. The record is from RefSeq and is a predicted model, not a curated record. Gene Ontology annotation, biological process: intraciliary transport; cilium assembly. Gene Ontology annotation, molecular function: tubulin binding. The coding region runs from base 83 to 2098 and encodes 671 amino acids.